Messenger RNA from Cryptococcus amylolentus CBS 6039, 849 nucleotides. RefSeq lists its product as hypothetical. The transcript is spliced from 4 exons. Gene Ontology annotation, biological process: macroautophagy. Gene Ontology annotation, cellular component: endoplasmic reticulum. Bases 1 to 849 code for a protein of 282 amino acids. The record is from RefSeq and is a predicted model, not a curated record. Lineage: Eukaryota; Fungi; Basidiomycota; Tremellomycetes; Tremellales; Cryptococcaceae.
AUGGAAGCGCGCACAAAGGAGAUUGGGCUGUGGUACAACGUCCUUCUCAGCUGGCCCGUCUUUGUCUUGUGCUUUUGGGUCAACGCAAUCUGGGGCCCUCGAAUCUCGCGCCGAGCCCAAACAAUGCUUCAUCCUACCUACCGUCAUCAACCCUCGCCCGCCUCUACCCCGAUCAGAUCUAGACCGGCCCCUUCGCCGACUAAUGGCAUCUUGGCCAACGUGUUUUCCUCCGUCGCAAGGAUCCUGUUGAUCAGCGACUUUACGCUCGUCUCUCGCUUGAUCGGGCUCUUGCCCGGCGUCGGAAAGCUGGGCGCAUUCGCCUACAUGUGUGUCGUCGACUCGUACUAUUGCUUCGAAUGGAACUUUUCCAUGAAACAAUGGCCGCUCGAGUACAGGAUCACUUACAUCCAAGACCGGCUCGCGUACAUGUUUGGGUUUGGCCUGCCUGCGACACUGAUGACUUCGUUUGGACCGCCUCUUGUGACCAUGGCCAUCUUUGCGCUCAUCUAUCCUCUUUUUGUGAUCCAAGCCCUUCAGUCGCGUCCCCCAACUGGUCAGUCUUCGCUGCUGCCCUCCACCCCUACCGGCUCUAUGCCUCCUUCUCCAAGAGCCUACUCGCCGGGCCCAUCCCCCACCGUAGGCUUUACCUUCCCUCCCCCCUCUUCCCCUGCAUUUUCCCUCGCAAAACUUGUAAACGUCAGACCGAGAUUGCCGUUAUUCUGGUUUGCGCGCCACGCAUUGGAAGGGCUCAAGUGGCUUGAAGAGGCGGCCGGGAGGGAUAGGAGCGGGAGCGGGAAGGGGGCGGUGGGGCUGGGGAAGAGAGAGAGACCGGGGAAGAGAUUGAUGUAG